Messenger RNA from Leishmania braziliensis MHOM/BR/75/M2904, 597 nucleotides. RefSeq lists its product as hypothetical. The transcript has a single exon. Gene Ontology annotation, molecular function: RNA binding. Bases 1 to 597 code for a protein of 198 amino acids. The record is from RefSeq and is a predicted model, not a curated record. Lineage: Eukaryota; Euglenozoa; Kinetoplastea; Trypanosomatida; Trypanosomatidae.
AUGCCACAGCGCCCGUCCCGUGAGGAAUACCGCCGCGUCCGCGAGAACCGCGAGAAUCACGAGCGCACCGAGGGUGCUGAGAACGAGGUGCGUGUGACUGCCACCCAUGGCCAGCACAGCUACAUCUCGUACGUCAUCGCCGUCCUGAACGGUGAGGACGGUAAGGCACGCAACGACACGGUGAAGAUCAGCGGUAUGGGCGGCGCCAUUUAUAACGCCGUCAACAUCGCCGAGAUUGUGAAGCGCCGCAUUGUUGGGCUCUACCAGGUUACGGAGCUGGGCUCUGAGCUGGUUCGCGACGAGUACGAGCCAAUCGACCGCAACCAGAACCCUGAGAACGUCGUGGUGGAGCGCAAGGUGUCCACAAUCCUCAUCACGCUGUCCCGUAACCCGUUGGACAAGACCAACCCUGGUUACCAGGAUCCGAUCUCGGAGAGCGAGGUGACGGAACAGGAGAAGCGCGACCACACUAUGAGCCGUCGCGGUGGUCGUGGCGGCGGUCGCGGUGGCCGCGGUGGCAGCCGUGGUGGGCGUGGUGGCAGCCGUGGUGGGCGUGGUGGAAUCGGUGUCGAUCGCCGCGAUGACCGCGAGAAUUAG